GGGAGGUCAGAGGUGAAAGUUGACAGCGUGCAGUCACAUGACACUGAAGCUGAAGAUGGCUGCUGUGCAGUGGCAUUCCCGGGAGAGAAAUUACUCGGAGGAGUUUGACUCCUGCAGGCCGGAGAGAAUACCCGUAGACUAUGGGGACUACCAUCCCUUAAAGACCAUCACGGUCACAGAAUCUAAAUCUAAAAAACUGGGAAGGAAGGAAAGCACGUCCUCCAGCUCCUCUUCAUGCUCCUCUAAUUCGGUGGCGGACCCGCUGAGCAGCGUCCUGGACGGGACAGAUCCCUUAUCUAUGUUCGCGGCCACAGCGGAAUCAGUUGCAGCGACCACGGAUAUUAACAGGAAGAAGCGGGACAAGGAGGACUACAUAGGAAGCGAUUUUGAACCGUGGUCAAGUAAGCGGGGUGAGAUCCUGGCCAGAUACACGACUACCGAGAAGCUUUCUAUUAAUUUGUUCAUGGGCUCAGACCGAGGCAAAACCUCAACUCCAGGUUCCGCAGUGUCAGAGAAAGUGAGAACGCGCCUGGAGGAGCUCGAUGAUCUGGAGGAAGGAUCACAGAAAGAACUCUUGAAUCUGACUCAACAAGAUUACAUCAGCCGAAUCGAGGAGCUCAACCAGUCCCUAAAGGAUGCGUGGGCCUCUGAUCAGAAAGUCAAAGCCCUGAAAAUAGUCAUACAGUGUUCAAAACUUCUCUCUGACACCACAGUGAUCAAGUUCUACCCCAGCAAGUUUGUGCUGAUCACGGAUAUCCUCGACACGUUUGGAAAACUGGUGUAUGAGCGUAUACUCUCCAUGUGUAUGGAUAAUAGGACGGCUUUGCCUGCCCAUUUUACUCCGGAUGAUGUGAACGAUACAGCCAAGGAGACUUGUUUGAAUUGGUUUUUCAAGAUUGCGUCCAUUCGGGAACUUGUUCCUAGAUUCUAUGUCGAGGCGGCCAUCCUAAAGUGUAACAAAUUUCUCUCUAGAACUGGGAUACCAGAGUCUCUUCCCCGACUGACAUCCAUGAUAAAAGGCAUUGGAGAUCCUCUUGUGUCUGUGUACGCCCGAGCUUACCUCUGCAGGGUCGGGAUGGAAGUAGCUCCUCACAUCAAGGAGAAUCUCAACCAGAACUUUUUUGAUUUCCUGCUCACCUUUAAGCAAAUUCACAGCGACACAGUGCAGAACCAGCUGGCGGUACAAGCUGUGGAGAUUCCCAUUUACCUCACCCUGUAUUCUCCUGCCAUAGACUGGAUGCUGCGCUGCAUUGCCUAUCGGGCCCCAGAUUCUCUACUGACUGAAAUGAUGGGGCGCUGCAAGAAACUUGGAAACAACGCUCUGCUGCUAAAUUCAGUGAUGUCGGCUUUCAGAGCAGAGUUUAUCGCUGCCAGAUCAAUGGACUUCAUUGGAAUGAUUAAGGAAUGCGACGAGGCCGGCUUCCCUAAGCAUCUACUUUUCCGCUCUUUGGGACUGAGCUUGGCUUUAGCUGACCCUCCCGAGAAUGACAGACUCCAGAUUUUAAAUGAAGCAUGGAAAGUGAUCACUAAGUUGAAAAUCCCCCAGGAUUAUAUUAACUGCGCAGAAGUGUGGGUUGAAUACACUUGCAGACAUUUCACGAAGAGAGAAGUGAACACUAUUCUGGCCGAUGUUAUUAAGCACAUGACCCCGGAUCGGGCAUUUGAAGAAGCCUAUCCACAGCUUCAGUCUAUAAUUACCAAAGUCAUUGCGCAUUUUCAUGACUUCUCCGUCCUCUUUUCUGUGGAGAAAUUCCUACCGUUUAUGGACAUGUUCCAAGAAAGUGUUCGAGUGGAGGUUUGCAAAUGCAUCAUGGAGGCGUUUAUCAAACAUCAGCAGGAAGUGACCAAGGAUCCAGUCAUACUGAAUGCUCUGCUCCAUGUCUGUAAGACCAUGCAUGACUCUGUGAAUGCUCUGACCCUGGAGGACGAGAAGCGGACGCUAGCCCACCUCAUCAAUGGCUUCAUAAGGAUGGUCUCCUUUGGGCGUGACUUUGAACAACAGCUCAGUUUCUAUGUGGAGGCGCGCGCGCUGUUCUGCAAUCUGGAGCCGGUUCUUGUCCAGUUAAUUCAUAGUGUGAACCACUUGGCCAUGGAAAACCAAGAAAGUGAUGAAAGGGAAUCAUUCAGAAAGACCGCCUCAUUCGUCAGGGCUUGUGUUGCCUUCUGCUUUAUUACCAUUCCUUCUCUGACCAGCAUCUUCACCCGACUUAACCUGUACUUGCAUUCUGGCCAGGUGGCUCUUGCAAACCAGUGCCUUUCCCAAGCUGAUGCCUUCUUCAAAGCUGCCGUCAGCCUUGUUCCAGAGGUGCCAAAGGCUAUUAAUAUAGAUGGAAAGUUGCGCUCUUCUGAAGCCUUUCUCUUGGAAUUCCUCAGCAACCUUUUCUCCACAUUGCUGGUCGUUCCUGAUCACCCUGAACAAGGCGUUCUCUUCCUGGUACGAGGUCUUUUAAAUGUGAUUGAAAACUACACUUGGGAAGAUAACAGCGACGAUAAAGUCCGGAUCUACACCAGCGUCCUGCACUUACUGGCGGCCUUAAGUCAAGAGAGCUAUCUCUAUCACAUAGACAAAGUUGAUUCCAAUGAUAAUCUCUAUGGUGGAGAUACAAAAUUCUUGGGGGAAAUCAACAAACUGUGUGACACCCUGAUUGGACAGAUUUUGGAGCAUCUGAAAGUUCUUGGGAAAGAAAAAACCCUGAAGCGUCAGAGCGCCCUCGCACUGCUCUUUUUUAAUAGUAUUUUGGCUCAUGGAGACCUGAGGAACAAUAAAUUAAACCAGCUUGCUGUUAAUCUAUGGAACCUGGCUCAGAAGCACGGCUAUGCCGAUACAAAGACCAUGGUGAAAACCCUGGAAUACAUCAAGAGGAGAAGCAAACAACCUGACUGUGGUCACUUCAGUGACCUGGUGAACAGACUUCUGCUGCAGUCUAGAACCUAAGGACAAAUGAAUGGCGUUCCCAGGUUUUGUCCUUGAAAGUGGAAAUACCAGAGAAGAGAUUAUGAAGCUGCGCUGGUUCUGGAAGUCAUCGUGGUCAUUCUUACCCCAUCAUGAGUGUCUGUAACUCCAUGGCAUCCAGCAAUGUAUCACAAUGUCAUUCUGAAGCCGUCUGGUUUCCUUCAAACUCAUUGGUGCCUCCUACCUUCACAUGCCCGAAGCCUUGUACAACCCCAUGUUUUCUGUAGUCGCAGUCCCACUGGUCUUCUGUCAUAGUUUCACUCCAUUCACACUUUUGCUAAACUUAAAAGUUAUCAUUUCAUAAUGGUUUGUGCAAGGCCAAGUUUAAAAAAAAAUAAAAAUGUCCUUGUUUAAGGACUGGUCUCUGCAGUUUUCCUUCUUUCUAUGGACACGGUAAGGCUGAGGUCACACG
This is a messenger RNA of Bufo bufo (common toad), 3365 nucleotides long. RefSeq names its product VPS35 endosomal protein sorting factor like (gene VPS35L). Gene Ontology annotation, cellular component: endosome. Gene Ontology annotation, biological process: endocytic recycling. Lineage: Eukaryota; Metazoa; Chordata; Amphibia; Anura; Bufonidae. The record is from RefSeq and is a predicted model, not a curated record.